This is a messenger RNA of Closterium sp. NIES-65, 1656 nucleotides long. NCBI's taxonomy places the organism in Eukaryota, Viridiplantae, Streptophyta, Zygnematophyceae, Desmidiales, Closteriaceae. The record is from the annotation of a GenBank genome assembly.
AUGGCCGAGCUUCAGCGCGAAGGUAGGAAAUGGGAGUGGGCGAAGCUGUCUGAGGAGGAGGUGCAUGCGAGGCUCGCCGACUGCGACGCACCCCUUCGAGAUAAAGUGCCCGACACCGUCCGGGACGGGGACGCGGGCUCCGGCCUGCUAGCAAUGAGCGCGUUGCUCUGGGUUGUGAGGCGGUUCGAUCUCCUGACCGGCGCCCACCGUCGCAGUGUCACCAGCAUGGACAAGGUGUAUGUUACGGGGAUGAAGGGGCUGCGGACUGAGAUGGUAACCUUCAUCAAGAAGCAAGUCGCGCUCAUACGAUCGGGCCGAAACGUAGUUGCGGCCGACGCCUGUGACGACGACGGCGAGGAGGUUCCUUUGGCAUCCCAAGCAGUAGGUGUCGCCCCCACCGUCGCUGAUGCGAGUGGCACGUCGAUCGGAAAGCCGGGAGGCGGCGUCGACGAGGACGAAGCGGCGACAGGAAAGGGUGUGACCGGGACCGAUGAGAGGCAGCAGGAUGAGGUUGGCCAUGAGGAUGAUGAUCGGAUCCAUGAUCGUGAGGAGGAGGGGGGCUCGGAGGAGUCGACGUCGGAGUCGGAGUCGGGGUCGGAGGAGGAGCAGGAGGCUCAGGAUCAGGAGGAGCAGCAGGGGAAGCAGCACGAGGAGGAGCAGCUAGAGGGGGAGCUGGAGGUGGAGGUGGAGGACGUGGAAAUGGAGGAUUACGGGGCUGAAGGAGCGGAGGAAACUGGAGAGAGAGCGGCGGAGGUCGAGUACGAGAAGGGGGAGGGGAAGGGUGCAACAGCGGAGCUCCGAACGGAGAAAGAGGAGGUCGGCGUGGAGGCGGCUCACGGGGGGAGUGGGAUGGUCGUGGUCGGCGAUGGGACCGACGUUGUCGACCACGAUGCCGUUGGACAUGGGGAUAUCGCCGCGGCCACAAAGCAGACGGGCGUGGAAGUGCCUAUCGAUGUCACCGCAGAGAAGGCCGGGGGGGAGCGGUCUAGGAAGAAGAAGUCGGCGAGCGGUCAUCCCGGAUCCACCGCAGCUGGGCGGCAGGCGCGGCUGGACGUCGUCAAGCAGCUGAGAGGGGAGAAUAGGCGAUUGCGUGCCGACAAUGCACGCCUUGAACGGCAGCUCGGUGAGCAGACGGGGCGGGUCGACGCGUUGGCGGCGGACGUAGCUGGGCUCCUCGACAAGCUGAAAAAAUUGACCGCCCAGGUCGCCGAAACCGACCGGAAAUCGGUGGAGCACCUCAAAGAGGCCACGUCGACCAUGGGGACCACAAUCACCGAGGGCCUCACCGACAACAUGGACAGCGCAAUUCAAGCGGGCAAGUCCUUUGCCGAGCUAGCGAGGCUGAUGCUGCUGGAUCUCGACGACCCCGAAGGACGAAUGGCGGUCGCACGCGCGACCGCGGUGGACACUUUGGUCGAGCACGUGACGGCUGAGGUGGGUGAGGCGAGGAAGGGGUUGGAGGAGACGGUCAUUAAAUACAUCAGCGCUGCGCAGACCAACAUUGCCGCCGCCGUCUCUCCCCGCCUCGUCGUUCAGCAGCCGCCGCCGACCGCCCCAGCGCAGGCCUUGUCGGCCAAGUUCCUGAAGUCCUUCAAGGAGGAUGUGCUGAAGGCGGUGACGGAGACCACGCAGCAGUCCUUUCUCGCCUCCGGAUAG